AUGACCAUAAACUUCAAUAUUGGCCUGCUCGGACAUGUGGACAGCGGAAAGACUACUUUGGCAAAAGCGCUGAGCUCCAUUUCCAGCACGGCAGCCUUUGACAAGAAUCCCCAGUCGGUGGAACGAGGAAUCACUUUGGAUUUGGGCUUUAGUGGCCUUUUGGUGGGAGAAGAUCUCCAGUUUACCUUUGUGGACUGUCCCGGCCAUGCAAGUCUCAUACGCACUAUCAUAGGAGGUGCCCAGAUCAUAGAUCUUAUGCUCCUUGUUGUGGACGCUCAAAAAGGUAUCCAAACCCAGACGGCGGAGUGCCUAAUUAUCGGGGAGUUGCUGCAGAAAAAGCUGAUUGUCGUAAUCAACAAAAUAGAUGUUUAUUCAGCGGAUCAAAGAGAAUCAAAGCUGGAGAAGCUCCGCUUGCGGCUUUUAAAGACUUUGGAAGCCACCAGCUUUGGUGGUCAUGUGCCCAUAUAUGCUGUGUCUGCCCUCGAUGGAACCCACAUCCCUGAACUGCAAAGCGCUCUGAAGGAAGCCUAUUUCCAGCCACAAAGAAACUUAACCGAUCCCUUGCUCAUGUACGUCGAUCACUGUUUCGGAAUAAAAGGUCAGGGAACCGUUUGCACAGGCACCCUUCACCAGGGAAAGGUUCAGGUGAACGAUGUCAUAGAGCUACCGGCUCUUGGAGAGCUAAGAAAGGUAAAGUCCAUGCAAAUGUUCCGCCAGAACGUGACCAGCGCAUCCAUGGGCGACAGAAUUGGACUUUGUGUGACCCAGUUUAAUGCCAAGCUGCUGGAACGCGGUGUCAUUGCUCAGCCGGGAUACCUGAAACCCAUAUACGCCGUGUGCCUGCAGCUCAAACCAAUUCGCUACUACAAACAGUCGAUAAAAUUGAAGAGCAAGCUGCACAUCUCUGUGGGUCACGACACGGUGAUGGCCAACGUAACUUUGUUUCGGGAUGCGGAAGGUACAUCACCCGAAUUCCAUCUGGACAAAGAGUACGAGUAUGUGGAGGAAGUGCAGCCGGCGGAGCUUCAACCUACAGAUGUCAUAUACGCCCUUUUGCAGUUUGAAUCUCCCGUUUUGACCCCGCCAAAGUCUACGCUGAUUGCCUCCAAACUCGACAUGGAUGUCCACAGUAGCAGCUGUCGAUUGGCCUUUUGGGGACGCAUCGCCUGGCAAAGCCAGAGCUCCAACUACAUCGAGGAAGAGCUGCCAAAACUACGCAUCUUCAAGCGUAAACAGAAAGUGGGAAGCAUUCAGCGAGUGGUCAAUGCUAACGAGGUUAUUGUUCAGAACCUAUUCAAAAAGGAGGCCAAACGUGAUCUGUACGUGGGCAAGCUAGUGGACUUGUCGUCUGGGGAAAAAGGUCGGAUAGACCGUACUUUUGGACAGACCUCCAAAGUGGCAAUAACCUUUCAAGAAGCUCUAACCCCAGAAACUAUAGCCAAUCUCAAAAAUGUCCAGGUUUUACUUAAUUGUAAGAAAUAUGUAUUUAAUAAACAGGCGGGACUUUUUCAAUGA
Molecule: messenger RNA, 1515 nt
Organism: Drosophila takahashii
Lineage: Eukaryota; Metazoa; Arthropoda; Insecta; Diptera; Drosophilidae
Gene: eEFSec
Product: eukaryotic translation elongation factor, selenocysteine-specific
Biological process (GO): selenocysteine incorporation
Molecular function (GO): GTP binding; GTPase activity; translation elongation factor activity
Source: RefSeq, a predicted model, not a curated record